AUGUCUGUCGUUCUCCAGCAGCCUUCCCACCCAUCGUCCUUUCGCGCCGACCGAGAUGGGCAAGCUUUCGAAGCGCUCUGCGAUGAGAUUGAGCAUGCCGACAUUGCAUCAGAUCAAGCCUUCAAAGCUAAACAACAGACAGACGAAGACAAAGCUUCCGAGUUUGAUGCUGGAAAAGACAAGACUCGGUUUCGCCAGUACGAAAAUGCCUGUGACCGAGUCAAGAACUUCUACCUCGAGCAACACACUAAGCAGACUGUCGCUUACAAUCUGAAGGCUCGACAUGCCUUCCGCUCCAAAACUCGUGCCGAAAUGUCCAUCUGGGAAGCAAUGGAACGCCUUAACACUCUCAUUGAUGAGUCUGACCCCGAUACCGAGCUUGGUCAGAUCGAGCACCUGCUUCAGUCCGCGGAGGCUAUGCGCCGCGACGGUCGACCACGUUGGAUGCAGGUGACCGGACUCAUCCACGACCUAGGGAAGCUGCUGUUCUUCUUCGAUGCUGACGGACAAUGGGAUGUUGUCGGUGACACAUUCGUCGUCGGGUGCGCGUUUGACGAUCGGAUCAUCUAUGGCAACAAGUCAUUCUGUGCCAACCCGGACUUUAACGAUCCGAUUUACAGCACCAAGAGUGGCAUCUACACGCCUGGCUGCGGUCUUGACAACAUUAUGCUGUCGUGGGGCCACGAUGAGUAUCUCUAUCACGUUGUCAAGACUCAAUCAACACUUCCAGAUGAAGCUCUUGCGAUGAUACGAUACCACAGCUUCUACCCUUGGCACCAACAGGGCGCCUACAGAGAAUUCAUGAACGGGAAGGACCAUGAGAUGCUCAAGGCAGUUAAGAAGUUCAACCCCUAUGACCUUUACAGCAAAAGUGAUGAGAGACCCGAUAUUGAAAAGCUCAAGCCCUACUACUUGGAGCUGAUUGAUGAGUUCUUCCCAACGAAAGUACUGAAAUGGUAG
Molecule: messenger RNA, 960 nt
Organism: Cladophialophora yegresii CBS 114405
Lineage: Eukaryota; Fungi; Ascomycota; Eurotiomycetes; Chaetothyriales; Herpotrichiellaceae
Product: inositol oxygenase
Exons: 2
Coding region: 1-960 (319 amino acids)
Biological process (GO): inositol catabolic process
Cellular component (GO): cytoplasm
Molecular function (GO): inositol oxygenase activity; iron ion binding
Source: RefSeq, a predicted model, not a curated record